Molecule: messenger RNA, 5515 nt
Organism: Sorex araneus (European shrew)
Lineage: Eukaryota; Metazoa; Chordata; Mammalia; Eulipotyphla; Soricidae
Gene: PAK2
Product: p21 (RAC1) activated kinase 2
Exons: 15
Coding region: 313-1893 (526 amino acids)
Biological process (GO): intracellular signal transduction; protein phosphorylation; regulation of axonogenesis
Cellular component (GO): cytoplasm
Molecular function (GO): ATP binding; protein serine/threonine kinase activity
Source: RefSeq, a predicted model, not a curated record
CCUCCCCCAGGGUUGUGGCCACGCGCAGCAGCGGCGGUUGUUCCGCUUCCCCUCCGGCCCGGCCCGUCGCCAUUGCCGAGGGCUCCCUCCCCUGCUUCCCGGCGCCCCGGGGCUCGGCUGCCGCUCCGGCCCGCCGCGGGGACGGCGGCUGCGCUCGGGCGCGGCUUCUCUCGCCGCCCCGCCGCCCCUUCCCUCCCCUCCCCGCGCCGCGCCGCUUCCCGGGGCGGCUCCGGAGCCCGCCGGGAGCCGGGACGGAGGCGCCUCGCCGGGGCGGGGACCUUCCCUCGCCUGAGGCUAUACAUAAUUUGAAUCAUGUCUGAUAACGGAGAACUGGAAGACAAACCUCCAGCACCUCCUGUGCGAAUGAGCAGUACCAUUUUUAGCACUGGAGGCAAAGAUCCUUUGUCAGCCAAUCACAGUUUGAAACCUUUGCCCUCCGUUCCAGAGGAAAAAAAGUCGUCCAGGAAUAAAAUCAUCUCUAUAUUCUCAGGCACAGAAAAAGGAAGUAGGAAGAAAGAGAAAGAGCGACCAGAAAUUUCUCCUCCAUCGGAUUUUGAGCACACGAUCCAUGUUGGGUUUGAUGCUGUUACUGGAGAAUUCACUGGCAUGCCAGAACAAUGGGCUCGAUUAUUACAGACCUCCAAUAUCACCAAGCUAGAGCAAAAGAAGAACCCUCAGGCUGUGCUAGAUGUCUUAAAGUUCUAUGACUCCAACACAGUGAAGCAGAAAUACCUGAGCUUUACUCCUCCUGAGAAAGAUGGCUUCCCUUCUGGAACACCAGCACUCACCACCAAGGUAUCUGAAACAUCAGCAGUAGUGGCAGAGGAAGAUGAUGAUGAUGAAGAGGAGGCUGCGCCACCUGUUAUUGCCCCAAGACCAGAUCAUACGAAAUCAAUUUAUACACGGUCUGUAAUUGAACCUAUUCCUGCAGCAAUUGGUGAUUCUAAUAUUGAUAGUGGUGCCAAGUCUUCAGACAAACAGAAAAAGAAGACCAAAAUGACAGAUGAAGAGAUUAUGGAGAAAUUAAGAACUAUUGUGAGCAUUGGUGAUCCUAAGAAAAAAUAUACAAGAUACGAAAAAAUUGGGCAAGGGGCUUCCGGUACAGUUUUCACAGCUACUGAUGUGGCAUUGGGACAGGAGGUUGCUAUCAAGCAGAUAAAUUUACAGAAACAGCCAAAGAAGGAGUUGAUCAUAAAUGAGAUUCUGGUGAUGAAAGAAUUAAAGAAUCCUAACAUAGUUAACUUCUUGGACAGUUAUCUGGUGGGAGAUGAAUUAUUUGUAGUAAUGGAGUACCUUGCUGGGGGGUCACUUACUGAUGUUGUAACAGAGACCUGCAUGGAUGAAGCACAGAUUGCUGCUGUAUGCAGAGAGUGUUUACAGGCAUUGGAGUUUUUGCAUGCUAACCAAGUCAUCCACAGAGAUAUCAAAAGUGACAACGUACUUUUGGGAAUGGAAGGAUCAGUUAAACUUACUGACUUUGGUUUCUGUGCCCAAAUCACCCCUGAGCAGAGCAAGCGAAGUACCAUGGUUGGAACACCGUACUGGAUGGCGCCAGAGGUGGUUACAAGGAAAGCUUAUGGCCCCAAAGUAGACAUAUGGUCUCUGGGUAUCAUGGCUAUUGAGAUGGUAGAAGGAGAGCCACCAUACCUCAAUGAAAAUCCCCUGAGGGCCUUGUACCUGAUAGCAACUAACGGAACCCCAGAACUUCAGAACCCAGAGAAGCUUUCCCCAAUAUUUCGGGAUUUCUUAAACCGGUGUUUGGAGAUGGAUGUGGAGAAAAGGGGUUCUGCCAAAGAAUUAUUACAGCAUCACUUCCUGAAACUGGCCAAACCAUUAUCUAGCUUGACACCACUGAUAAUGGCAGCUAAAGAAGCAAUGAAGAGUAACCGUUAACAUCAUUGUUGUGGCCUCAUUCUUUUUGUGUUUUUUUUUCCCUUCAUUUUCUAAAGAAGUCUUUAAUAUAUGGAAGUUACUACUCUUUGGGUGGGGGGGGGUUAUAAAGAAAUGGUCUGCAUAAUAUGGAAGAGAGAAGCAAACUAUUUCCUGAAGACAACCAAGAAAAAAUUGCAAAACAGAAUGUCAACUUUUGUUGAAUCCCUUCUUUAGGGUCCAAAAGGAAUUGUGGACUGAUUCACUAGCCUUACUUCUUUCAGUAAACAGCCUGUUAGGGCUAUUUAUCAUGCUUGAGAUUUGCAUUUUAUUUUGCUGACUUAUUGUAAUGGAACCCACUCAUCAUCCCUUUGAGGGCAUUUUCUGUACUUGGAUGUCAGAUUUGAGUUUUUCCAAGUAUUUGAUUCAAUCUUUCCUCUCUCCUUCAUAGCUCUACACCUCCCUCUUCACUUGCUCUUUUGAUGAGUUCCUUUGAGAUUUUUUUUUCCCCUAAAUUCAAAGCAAGUGUGACAGAAAUUAUGUAGUUCCUUAUAGUGGCAAGGGAGCUUGAUAACGGUUUAACUUUUGUAUAGAAGUUAGGACCAGCUAUUGUUACAAUAUUUCAGUUCAGGAUCUGAACUGAAGGAAAGGAAGUAUGUGAUUUUUACCUUUUUUAACAAAUGUGAAAAAGUCAGUUUUAGAAAUUUUGUGGUAGUUGUUUGGCCUUUGUUACAUGUAUAGAAAGAAGACUAAUAAUCUAUAUUUAUAACUAAAUCAUUGAGAUAGAAAAAAAUUCCACUGACUAUACAUCUUUACAAUUUUGUUUUCCUUUCUGAUUGUCUACUCUCCAGAUUUGGCUUCAGAAACCAAAGUGAUUUAUUCUGGUUCCAACUUCCGCUUUAUGACUGGUUGGUGCCAUCACUUUUCUCCUCUUUUCUUAUUUUGGAAAUAAGUUUCUGUAUAUGUUGUAAUAUUUUUUUUUAAUUAACCUUUUCUCUCUUCUCCCCUGACUCCCUCCAAUAUGGUAAAUAAUAUAACCAUUGAAUUUUCAGAAUUUUAAAGUUAAUUGUUUUCUUUUUUCUUUUUUUCCAUUUAAAGGAGAAAAAUAUUUGAGGCUAGCAGAGACAGAGUGAGAGACUUAAGCCUUGGUGAGCUCUAAAAUAAGUAAGAUUAUAUUCAUGAAAGAAAAAUGUCAAGUAUAUAAAGAUGCAGUUUCUGACCAGUAAACUGGAGAGGUUUGUAAGUUACAGUGUUCCCAAACCUGUUGCCAAUACUAGUAAAAUGACUUUGUGAGAACUUAUGUUUCAAAGUUCUUCUUGAAAAAUUCAUGAAUCUUUUGAGAUGUUUAAUUACUUUUUUCAAAUAAAUUAUCUAUCUUCAAAAAUAAGAAAAAGUGAGAAAAUUUAUAUGUGCUUAUUGAUAAUUGAUAGAAAUGCUUUUUUUUUUUUUUUGAAGAUGAAGAGGUCUGUGACCUAUAGCAUUACAUGAGUACGCUGUCUUCCUUUCCACCCCCUUCUCCCUCUCUUCUUUUUGUUCUAGCUGUUGUUUACUCUCUGGGACAGUAUCAAGCCCCUUUAUCAUGCCAAGAAUUGUGUAAAAGGAAAAUCUGUGCUUUGGUUCUGAUGGUUUGUCCUGCCAUCCCCUCUUAAUGAACUUUACACCUACUUGCUAUCUUGCAGUAGUAUAAAGUAUGAAUAAAAAUAGUUUUGACAUUUUGGAGUGUACUAGGGGAACUAACAGUUUUUUUAUCAUUCCCAUCAUAUUUGUGAUAAGAUAAUAGAUAUAAGCAUAGGUUUUUAUUGAUAAUGCAGGAAGACUUUCACAAAAGUUAGUAAUAGAGUGAAACCUGUAUAAGCACUUAAUGUUCUGUUUCAAUUUAAUUCUUCUAUUCACUUUCUCUGGAUAAUAUUGAACUUCUAUAGCUGUUACUAAAUUACUUUACAGAAGCAAGCUGGUUUAUUUCUGAUGGAAAGCUACAGUGCCUCUUAUGUUCCAGAUUUGAACAUUCUUUGUAAAUAGUUGCUGGAUGGAUUAUGAUAAAGAAGAUGCUACCAGUGAAAAAAGCAAGUAGAUGAUAAGACUGUGAUCAUCGCUCUAGAAGGCACUUCCAUCUGUAUUAUAAAGACCAUAGCCAUUGAAUACAGUGCCAAUGCCCCAUUUUUAUGCCUGUGACCCAACAAGGGUCGUUUCAGUUUAUAGAAGCAGUUUGGGAUUUGUACUUGCAACUUUGAUGGUUACCUGCACGUCCAUUGCUGGCAACGGACUUUGUCAUUAAAACCUGACUCCUCGGUUAAGGGAGCUACACUGUGGUUUUGUCUUCACUUAUUCGGUUAAACUAACUUGUUACAGAAUUACAUUACAGUUAAUUCUCAAAUGUGUCAUUUUGAACAAAAUAACUUUAAGAGCAAUACAGACUUGUGAUUCAUUAAAAUAUUUAGAUCUUGUUAAAAGAAAUACUAUAUCUGGAUCGAGAUUCAUGGUUUUCUUUUUUUAAUGAUUGCCUUUUUUUCCUCACUUUAAAAUGAAAAUUCCCUUUUAAAUGUAAAAAUUUGCCUUAGUCUUGUUUUAUUAGGACAAUAUUGCCAUAGUACUUAUUUAUUCUAUUUCAGAUUCUCUGGUGGUCUUAAAGUUUCCUCCUUCUCUAAUUCCUUUUGCUGCUCUAUGGGACGGUUGAAACUGGGAAACCAUGAAAAUAUUAAAUACGUUAAUAGAUGAGUUUAGUGUUUGUGACAGCUUCAGGUGCUGGUACAAUUCUGUCCUUAUGUGUUUAAUACUUGGCACAUAAUACAAAUUCUCUUUCCUUCAACGUAAAAAUAUUAAGCUGCUUAAAAUAGUUACCACCAGUAUAAAAUGAAGCUGCCUUUUAAAAGGAACAAGCAGUUUAAAGCUACCUAUGAGUAUUUCUUUGUAGGGCUCACUUAAAGACAAGUUUGUUUAUACAUACCGUACCCUAGUCAAAUCUGAUAGUAGGGGAUGGGUGAAGAAAUUGCAUCUUUUUUUUUUUUCUGGAAGUUUUUAGUGUACUGAGAUGUAUAGUGAAAUGUCAAAAAAGUCAUAGAUUAUAGAUAAAAUUCCAAUUAAAUAACUAAUUUUGGGUUUUUUUAUAGUAGAAUUUCAUAGUAAUGUGAAAAGCAAGUGUCUUCCUUGUCACACUGCUCCCACAAUAGAUAUUUCAAGUUAAAUGGGUUUUCUGCCUUGCGUAUACAUAUUUGUGUGUGGUGAGUAAAAAGAAAAAAAGAACCUGUAUGUAUAUUUGUGCACAUAUAUACAUAUAUAAUUUGACCUGUGCAUUCAGUGACGGUCAGUCACUGGUAGAUUCCCCAAGGACUUUUAGCCUGUGGCCUGGCCCAAGACAGCUGCAGCCUUUCUCUUCUCCAUCCAGAAUCUGCCUAUCAACUUUUUUUUAUUAUUAAGAAAAGCAGUAAAUUUAUCAUUUGUAAUUGAACAUCUUUGGUAGGAAAAUGUUGCUCUUAUUUUGGUAGAUAGAGAUGGAAUUAAGUGAAAGUACUUCUUCUGUUUGUCCUCAAAUUUUGUCCUCUUAAUCUUAUCCUGUUUAAUGUUACAUUGACUUUAACUGCUGUAUUUGAUGACUUUGUUUAAUAAUUUUGUUCUUUCAGGGGUAGAAAUAAAUUUUUUUUAAUGUUUA